Aspergillus nidulans FGSC A4 is the source of this 1698-nucleotide messenger RNA. Its product is annotated as putative sphingosine kinase (SphK). The transcript has 3 exons. The record is from RefSeq and is a predicted model, not a curated record. The coding region runs from base 199 to 1698 and encodes 499 amino acids. Gene Ontology annotation, molecular function: ATP binding; transferase activity; sphingosine kinase activity. NCBI's taxonomy places the organism in Eukaryota, Fungi, Ascomycota, Eurotiomycetes, Eurotiales, Aspergillaceae.
ACCGCUAAAACCGGGAAUUUUUUUGUCUCUGGUUGACUUUACCUAGGCAGUGGUCAUCUUUCAGUCACAGCCCCGACCACUCCUGCUUUCUUCUUUUCUACAACUCAACGCUGUAUUUCUACCCCUGAAUGAUCGCAUUGGAUAUUUGUUUUAAAUCCUAUGCUCUCUCUCCUAUGUUCUUGUCCCUCCUAGGAAAAAAUGGCCUUCAAUAGCUCUCCCUGCACGAAUCAGUCCGAUUCUCACCUUCGUUUACUCGGUCAUGAUUCGACUUUGAUGGUGGGACAAUCAGUGUCCCUCACAUUGGGUGGCGACUCACUUCUUAUUGUCGAUGAGCGCGUCAUGCGCAAAUCGGACCGCACAUGUUGUGGAAUGGUCCCCAAACCUACGAACAAGGUCACACACUCCAUCUCUCUGUAUAACGUGCUCGAUACCAGCGUAUCGUCAGCUGGCCUGACCAUUACCUACGCCGAGCCCGCAGGCAAAGAUGACAUCGCCGUUACCGCUCUGCAAUACCCCAUCGCCGCUGAAGAGAAAUCGAGGGUCGAGCAAUGGAUGUCAAAACUACUAGCUCUUGCAUACGGCAAUGCGCAGCGUUAUAAGCGACUUAAAGUCCUGAUCAACCCGUUUGGCGGCAAGGGACAUGCGGCUAAAAUGUAUCGAACAUACGCGGAGCCUGUCUUUGCGGCUGCACACUGUGAGCUGGAUGUGCAAGAAACGACACAUGGGGGACAUGCCACUGAGAUUGCAGAGCAAAUCGAUGUCAAUGCGUUUGACGCCAUUGUAUGCUGCUCAGGGGAUGGGCUACCGUAUGAAGUCUUCAACGGGCUCGCGAGGAAGCCGAACGCCGGGGAAGCCCUUAGAAAGCUAGCCGUUGCCAUGUUACCGUGCGGUUCGGGGAAUGCAAUGGCCUGGAAUCUUUGCGGAACGGGCAGCGUUUCCAUCGCAGCUCUGACCAUCAUCAAGGGAGUGCGCAUGCCCAUCGAUCUCAUGUCCGUUACGCAGGGAAGCACUCGCACUCUGUCCUUCUUAUCACAGUCUUUCGGCAUCAUCGCAGACUCAGAUCUGGGCACGGAACACAUUCGCUGGAUGGGGGCUCACCGCUUUACCUACGGCUUUUUAAUGCGCCUUAUGUCCCGAGCAAUAUACCCUUGUGACCUUGCUAUAAAAGUGGUAAUGGACGACAAAAGCUCUAUAAAGCAUCAUUAUAAUGCAUAUGUGAACAGCCCCCCACCAGAUCCCUCGCGUCAGGACUCCGAAUACACCGAAGGUCUUCCCAAGCUUGAGUAUGGAACCGUUCUCGAUGAGCUUCCCAAAGACUGGGCCGUCGUACCAGCAGACACAAUUGGCAACUUCUUUGCGGGAAACAUGGCCAUAGUAUCGAAGGAUACCAACUUCUUCCCGGCGUCCGUGCCCAACGAUGGCCUUAUGGACAUCGUCACAAUUGACGGAAAAACUCCUCGUACCCGCAUCUUGAAAAUGAUGUCCGAAGUCCCGGAGGGCACAUUCUUCGAUAUGCCGGAAGUCGAGAUCCGCAAGGCACUCGCUUUCCGACUCACCCCAAGGGAAAAAGAGGGGUAUAUCAGCGUCGAUGGAGAAAAAAUCCCCUUCGAAGCUUUCCAGGUCGAAAUCCACAAGGGUCUAGGCACAGUCCUCUCCAAGACUGGCCACCUAUAUGAAGCGGCUGGCCCAAGGCCUUGA